Messenger RNA from Porites evermanni, 7813 nucleotides. NCBI's taxonomy places the organism in Eukaryota, Metazoa, Cnidaria, Anthozoa, Scleractinia, Poritidae. The record is from the annotation of a GenBank genome assembly.
AUGUUGCUCGACAAGAUGGCGACCAACAUUUCGGGGAUUCCGGUUGUUGACUUCAGCGCGAUGAGUUUGCAAAACGAGAGUUCCGUGAGAGAAGAUAGUGAUGCUGUGAACCAGUUGGCUGAUCAUGUUCAUCAAGCUUUUAGCACGAUUGGAUUUGUGUAUCUCAAAAACCAUGGAAUUCCACAAGAAAAGGUAGCCUGCAAACACGUAUAUAAUUUACAGAUAACUGUACUGUCUUAUUUAUGUUUUACUAAACCAAAUAGAUAAAAACCCGGGGGCACUCCCCUCUAUGAGGCCAAUAGGUCAGGGUAGGGUUUUUGCGCCUUUUCGGUCUGAAAACGCUUAUAUUACCUAUUGGGUAUCCGUAUGGUUUUCGACCCGGCCGCGGGCCCAAUCGAUGAAUUUCGAUAAUCGAUAAAAUCGAUGGCAAAUUGAGUUUAGUCGAUAGUAUUAGGUAGUAUUAAUAUCGGAAGUCGAUGAAAAUCGAAGAUCAAAAGAGUGUUGAGUUUCGAUUUUCAUCGACUUGAUCAAUUUUUAUUGAUUAUAUUGAUUGUCAAUGUACAUUUAGCCUGCGAACGGCAGACGUUUCUCCUCGUUCAUCACCGUUGAGGGAUGUUUCCUGAGGAGCAACGUCUGCGACUCAGCGACAGAAAUUCCAUACUGAUGACGCAAAAUCUGUCCGGAAUCCAGUAAGAAGCGCUAAUUGGUCGAAGGAGUAGUUUCAUUGUUUUAGCUAUUGUUUACAAAUGACAGACAAAAGACAAAAGGCUGCAAAGGUCAAAUGUAACGGCAAUUUAAUCUCUAAAAAAAUAGUCAAUAUUUGUGGAAUAUAGUAUUCUCUAGAAGUAACAUUUGAGUUUUGCUAGAGCUCAUUCGCAGAUGAACACAACACUUGUCCAAAAUUGACCAGGAGAAACAUAACAUUCAACAAAUUUGCAUUUGGAACCCCAUGACUACCGCAUUUAUUAUGUAAACAUUGAUUUACGUCAUCAGUAUGAAAUUUCUCCCGCUGAGUUGCAGACGUCCCUCCUCGCGAAACGUCCCUCAGCGGCGAUGAGCAAGGAGAAACGUCUGUCGUUUGCAGGCUAUUGUCAAUGAGGAAACCAGUCGUUUCGAUACAAGUUGUUAACUUCAAGUACAUAGUUUGCGCGUGAACAAGAAAAACAUUUUGGGUGAAUAUUAUUCGUUCCUUAAGCCAAGUUUGUGGUACCACUAUUACACCUCCACUGAAUAAACUUGUAUCAAAACUACCAGUAACCGUCAUUAUGGUAAUCGAUUAAUAAUGGUUUCAGACACAUCUGAGCUACGCAUAAAUUACUGAGAGUCUUACCUACUGUAAUUUUUUUCUCUUCGUAAAAAGAGACUUGUCAUUCAAUUGCUGCUUUUCCUCUAAAUGUGUCAAAGUACAAAAAACUUGAAAGUGUGUUGAAAACUUUCUUAUAAAAGUCUGGAGCGUUCAUUUCACAAGUCAUUAGACAACUCACAAUACUUAAACAAGACUGACUUGAGUCCAAGCGAACGGAUGCGCAGAAUGAAUUACUGGAAAUGUGUUUUGAAUUUCCCUUCAACCUGAUAGGUAAAUUGGCAAAGGCUUUUUUACAGUGUGACUACUAUAACUGGGGCCACCUUGACAAUGUUAACCAAUAGGAUUACAGGAAAAUAACAAUACAUUCCGAGCAAGUCAUCUUUACCACCAAAUGAAAUAAACAAUAUGGAUCGAAAUAAACCAAUUACAACCUACUGAGUCAGAUGUGACCUUACCUGCUGAAGAAAGCCUCUGUUUCCUGAGAGUUCCAUUAGAGUAAAUGAUGGAGGUGGAAAACAAACACUAGUUAUAUUUUGACUUGAAGGCGCAUGUUAAUGCAAAGCCCAGCAGUUGUGGCAAGGAAAUUGCUUGUAGAUGAAAGAAUAACAGCUUGUUUCAAACAAAUGUGUCUCCAGGGUGUUGUAUUUAAAGUUUCAUAUAGAAAAAAAAAAUAGUCUGGUGAAACAUUCUGCCUUCUUAAAAAAUAUUUGCGGUCAACAUUUAAAUUUUGUGCUUUGAGUGAGUUAUUGUUUUUUUAUGCUGCGGAUUGGCCCACAACCAACUUUCUCGGAAUGUAUUGUUUUUUUUUUCCUGUAAUACAAUCAGUUAUGGUUCAGUCCUUUAGUUUACAAAAAUUACUUUUUAAAGUGAAACAAAGUCUUUCUAUGAGCCUACUGGUUCAAUAAAUGGGGUUUUUUUAUUCCAUUUACUAACUAGAGUUUGUUAGAGUUUGUUUGUUUGUUUGUUUUUGCAGCAUUAAUAUUGUGUGAUAACAGUGAUUUUAGAUAACUAUUUUGCACAAACUUGAUUUGUUUCAAAAUUAUGUAUAUUUUACUUUACAGAUUGAUUCUGUUUUUGAGACAUAUGAUACCUUUUUUAACUUACAUGUUCAAGUGAAAGAAAAGUAUGCAAAGAAAGAAGGUACUUCUCCAAAUGGCUGGGACGCAAUUGAAAGAGAGAGGUGGGUGAACAUGAGACUGUUAACUUAGUAAGCCUUUUGUGGACUAUCUCAGCAGGGGUUUUCAUUAAACAGUUCUAAAGGGUGGAAUGACCAGGUGUCUCUCUCAUUUAGGGGUGUCUGCUAUGAUUAUUAGAGAGGGCUUUUUGCUGGAUUGAAAAAGUCUCUAGUGGGCAUUUAUAUAUUUAUCCAGGAGUCUCCUAGUCUCCCAUACAGGUCACCUAAUCUCACAGAUGAAAUAGACUUUUAAACUUUUCUGUGGAAUAUUUAGUUUGGAAAUUAUCUCGUUUUCUCCCAAAAUUCAAAACAUCAUUUGAUUCCUUUUCUGGGGGAUUUAUGCACGUCAAAGUUUCUUCUACAUGUUCCGAAUUUUGAUGGUCUGUACUGUAUGUAAGACUUCUAAUAGUGUCUUAAGUCACACCCAUGGUAUAAUUUGGGGACACAAUUGAGUUGUGUCGGGGGUUGUUUAAUGGUUGAGAGCUUGCAAGGGAGAGCAAGGGGGUGGUGGAAUGCAGAAGAGAGAGUUUCAAGAUUUUAGAUCUCCAGAGGUUUUCAUCCCCUGGCAUUAUGAUAGAAAUCCUCAUGGGUCAAAUAUAUUUGGUACAGACCCCACAGGGAAAGCUGCUUCACCAACAUAAUAAUUUGUAGAAACUCUGCCAGAGACAACAAUGAUGUGGUAGAAAUUAUAGGCAUCUAUAGGCAUUAUUUUGUCAACACAAGAACAAGUAAAAGUACAUAGUGGUGACAGUUGUUUAAAGGGCUGAAGAAAGAUAUUGCUGUCCUUUAAAAGCUCUGUUUUUAUGAGGGAAAUGGUUCUCAAAGUCAAAAUUAAUGGUUGUUACAUUGUAAGUCCAGACAAACUUUAUUGUGACCAGAAGAUUCUGAUUGUUUCUGCUGUGUAUGCAUGUAGCUUCCCAUUAGGCCCUGUUAGGCUAAAAUUCUGACAAGAAACAGGGCCUUGACAUAGGAAAGCAGAAAUGGCAUCAAGCGACACAAAGAUGGGUUGAAAGUGUGACAGCCACAGAGAAAAGCGCAAACAAAAGUAAAAUACCGACAGCAACAUGGUUUCCUCCUCAAUAAGCAAAACGACAGGCUUUGAAAUCCAGACGAGGGACAUAGGUAAAAGCGCAAACAAAAGUAAAAUACCGACAGCAACAUGGUUUCCUCCUCAAUAAGCAAAACGACAGGCUUUGAAAUCCAGACGAGGGACAUAGGUACCCAACCCCCCCGGGGGGGGGGGGGGGACCCAAGCGGGCCUACAAUAGCUUCCCUCCUUUUGUUUACUGGCACUGCUAUUCAUAGUUUAUGAGCAAUACUGUAUUGCCAACAAAGGAUCACACAUUUUUUAAUUAACCCAUUGCUUUCAUACAUGUAAAUAUUGAUGGUAAACCAUCCUCCCAAUACCCCGCCUGCUUAAAAUCUGGUUAGUAACAAUUGGCGGCAUACUGCAGGGGAAAUAAGUCUACUUUCCCUCUUGACCAAUGGCCAAACCAAACAGACUUUUAGAAAGUCUUUGUUCAUAACAUCAUUGUCUUCAUUCUUUUCAUAAAUCUAAAAUAUGUAAUAAAAUAAGGCGUCAAUAGAUGGCUGUGAGAAGCGUUGUAGGUGGCAAUAGAGCUCUGUUUGCCAGCUUUCGUUGAAAUCCCUGUGUUCGCCAUGGUAAAGUACUGGAUUUAUUUGAUUAAACAUCACUCUCAAUUAACCACUGCCAAUGGAAGCAAAAUUACCAAACAAAGCUUCCCUUGAAUGAAUGCCGCACACAAUUGAAAGAAUGUGGCCUUUAUUUGAGGUGGUCAGCUUGGUAAUUUACAACAUCCAGACAUGUAUGAUUCUAUCUUAGCAAAAUGAGAGACAUUGGAACCUUUAAAUUACGUAAUAUUUUCAAACGAUUUACACUGUAAAGUUCUGUUGUCAGUAAUUUUAAAAUUAAACUUCGCCCUUGAGUAAACUCUGUGGUGUUUAACAGAAUAAAUAUGGUAUUUGUUUAAUACAUAUGCCUUUCUGUUUUAUUGGUUUUCUAUUUUACCUGUUAUGUGAAUACUUUGACAGUGCAAAUUGUCCUGUUUUUGUUUUUUUUUUUUAUCUGGUAGCACUAACCCUGACAGGCCUGGUGAUCUUAAAGAAUCAUUUGAUGUGGGAGCUGUCUAUGAUGAAAAUUUUGUAAGUUAGUGGCAGUUGUUAAUCUAGAACAGAAUAAAAUUGAAAAACAAGUUAAUCAGGUUUUGUUCAGCUCACAUAUUUAUUAUUAUAUUAUUAUACAUUGUACUCACUAUCUGUCUUCUCAGUGGCUAAGAGCUACAGCUAAUUUUGGAAAUCAGUGAUACCUACAGAUUAGUUAGUUAUCUGCUAGCAGAUAACUGACUAAUCUGACUAAGUUUUUUGACGAAGGUUGCAACACCUGAAAUCUACCUGAAAGAUCUAACUGAUUCAAGUGUGUGUAUGGGACCAAAGACCUCUUUCAUAAUGGUGGCCUAUUAAUAUAUCCUUUUAUAUAAUGAUAAUUAGCCUUCCCUUCAGAUGAUUUUCCAUAUAAUUUUACCCUCAAUAACUCAAACUUUUUUCUAUUUCCCUUGAAGGUUCGAAAUUAUCGGGACUCUACGGUGAUUAUUACUGGACAUGAUUAUUAAUAUUGUUAAUAUCAUUUGUUAAUUGAUUAAUGCCUCUUUGUUACAGAACUGGCCUAAUACUGAUGUGCCAAACUUUCAAGCCAAUGUGAUGUCUAUUUAUAAAUGUUUAUCAGACCUUGCUCUAAGGGUGCUGUCUGUGAUGGCUGUUGGCCUUGGAUUGGUAAGAAAAACAACGAAUAGCAAAAGCUUUCACAGUUUUUCUUACCUCUGUGUUUUUCUCUUGCAAUUAACCAUCGCUUGAAAGCUCACUUUGUUGAAAAUGGCUUUGUAUGUGUAUCAAAGUAUUUUCAUCAGCAAUUCUUGUAUAGGCCACAAUGUGGUUAAAAGAGACAACAUAUUUGUUCCCUCUUGCUUUGUGUCAAAUCAUCUAUGCAGCUAUUUUGCAGGCUUGUCCCUCUCUCUGAACUCACCUCGCAACCAAAACACUUCACAGCAUGGAUUUCUACAUUACAUUUAGUGACCCCCCAUAUAAAAUUCUAGCUAUGCCCUAGUCAUUAAUUAAUUCAUGUAUAUACAUAUGUGACUUAGUACUGUAUUUUCUUGAAUGUAUAAGCCUGAGAAAGCAGCUGACAUUUCCGAACACCACCAACCGUUUUCCUUAUGAAAUGACGACCAAGGAACAGUCACAGAAAUUCCAUACUGAUGACAUGUCCCGGCCUCUCAGAUCUGGGUAGUGUUUCUGACUGGUUGAAGCAAACUGUCAGCUGUUUUUUCAGGCUAUAGAUGUAAAAGCCACCCUUCAAAAAUGUGGUUUUCACAAACAGUAAAUGAACAUGGAAUGAUGAAAAAGUGAUUGAUUUUCCUCUUUUUAAAACAGAACCCAGAUGCAUUUGCCUAUGCCUAUGAAAAGAGGGGAACAUUGUUAGGAGGGACUCAGUUAAGGUAUAAUUUCUACCCCAUGAUAACAGAUAUUACCAAAGUCAAGCCAGGUCAGAUUCGCUGUGGGGAACACACGGAUUAUGGUGGGAUUACACUACUGAUUCAAGAUGAAGUUGGUGGACUGGAGGUGAGAAUGUUACAAUGCUUUUAACCCUUAGCCUGUUCCAGGCAUUCAGAUAGUGGGGUGAGGCGCAAAGUCAGAGAGAGAGGAGGAAAAAUAAGGAGAUCUCCUUCCCCACCCCAAUCCAUCGCUAUUUUUUUCUCCUCACAUCUCUUGGUGCCGUGCCCACGAUCUGAACACCAGGAACAGGCUGUUUUAACCUUUGUUUUAACCUUUGUUUAAGCUUUGUUUUUCUAACUAAAAAAUAACAUGUACCAAGGAAGGUUGUACAUCUUUCUCUAACUUACUAGAAAGCCGAGAGGCCAGUUUUCUUAAGAAGGCAUUUUGGUUUCAUUUAGGUUACUAAUAUUGAAGGACAGUUUGUGCCUGCCAGACCCAUGAAAGGAACAGUACUGGUGAAUGUUGCAGAUUUGAUGGAGAGAUGGACUGCAGAUAAACUCAAAUCAACGGUAGGUAAUUUGAACUGCUCCUCAAGCUCAUCAUUUUGUUUGUUCGUUUGCUUUCGAGGGUGAAAACGGGCAAAAGAGUAUUGAGCAGCUCGUUGAUAUUAAAUACGUCUUCCUUUAUCCCCAGAAUUACGAGUUUCUUUUUGUUCAAAAAGUCAUGGCGCUCGAAACAAGUUGGCGCCGACAAGUCCGCAUCUUCUGUUUCCAGACUCUUAAAAGACUUUUGAAGUUAACUGUCAAUGAACACUGGAUUUAGCAUUAAACUAUGAACAUUGAAUAUGACGACCGUAGCUUUAAAGUACUUAGCUUAAGUGCAAAUUUAUCUCGUUUUACUCUGGUCAAGGUUUGAACAAGCUCUAAGGGCUCUUAGGACGUAAAUGUACAUUAUCUUCCCUUAUUUUAUUCACUCGCUUUGUUUGAGCUCUGGGCAAUGUAUUGUGACUAAUUGUAGCAUUCUACAACUUCACAUAGUAAAAGCUUGUAUCUUGUAGCACAAAUACGUAAGAACAAUACUGACCGAGGAAAUGCCUGGUUUCUACUGAGAAGAAUUUUAAAAGCAUGUUUGCAUUGACAGUUGCGAUUACAUCGAGACUUUCCCCGUGGAAUAAGGCCGUUCGCUCUAGCAAAAUAAAACUGCGUCAGUAGCCACUUUUUCUCGAGAUAAGCUAAUGGCCUUACCCUGGCAAACAACAAUCACGAAAGCUACCGAAAAUAUGUGUCCUGAAGUUUCUGCAUCCAACAAUCACUAAUCAAUAAAUUCCUUGCGUAAAAGACUGCGAGCGGUGAGUCGCGCGGGAAACAAGUAUAUAGCCAAACUGGAACCAAAAAAUCUUUGCAAGCGGUCAACAUUGGCCGAUUCUUGGUGCUCUUACGUCAUAGAUUUAUUGUUGCCCACUCUGAGACUUUUGGCGGGAAACAGUUUUAUUGUCAGACGUCAGAUGACCUUGAAGUAAAAAAUGAGGCAGCGCAUUAUUGGGAAAAAUGCCAGCAAUCCCAGCUAUAUAACAUUAAUGUUUCGAAACAGUUUUUUCAAGCAGCAUUGGCCUUACUAGUUACUCUUCAUUAUUUAUACAGGUUCAUCGUGUGCUUAUACCGGAAGAUGAAAUCAGGCGACGUGUUCCACGACGCUCCUUAGUGUUUUUUGUUGAUCCUGAUCACGAGGCAGUUAUUACCUGUCUGGACGGCUCUAAUAAAUAUCCACCAAUCACAUCAAAGGAUUGGAUUAGCAAGAAACUUGAAGAAACAUAUAAAUAUUGA